CAAUGUGACAGUCGACAGAAUAGAUGUCCGCGAAGGCUGGAUCGACCGUCUGACAUUCUACUACCGGACAUUGGACAACCAAAUACCAGUUACUACCAUCCCCCUCCAAUAAUAGACACAUUUUUUACUAUCCUCAUUAUUUAUUUAGUUACUACAUAUUGAGUACCUAUUAUUAUUGUUGUUGUCAUUGUUGAUAACGGCGUUCGAUACUUGUUACAGUGGACAUUGCGCACAUCGCUGCCUUUUUACGUAAUAAAAUUAUUGUUAAAACGUAUUUUAUUCAUUUCUCUCGUAGUGAUAACACGUUGUAAGUUGUAACUUGUCUGUUUUUUAGUCGUACCGUAGCGAUUAUUUACGGCGAGCUCAUUAAUAGUAUAAUUUAUCGCGCGUCGUCGGUCAAUCGAUUGCCGACGAUUAAACGACUUGUCGAGUAGUGUAUGGUUUUGUGAUUUCCUGGCCGGUCUACGGAGUUUUUCAACUAAUUGCAACAGAUUGUUGAGUGAUAUAUAAUUUAAUUUCAAGAUGUCUGAAAGUGUACAGACUGAAACAAUUACAAAGCCUGAAAAAAAUGCAGCCGAUAGUACUUCAAUAGCAAAAAAAAAUAGUAUUCUUAGACACCGUAAAAUACCCUCUGCUGAUUUAAAUAAUAAAUCAGAUGAAUUAAUAGCAGAGAAAACUGAUUUAUUAUCUGGCCCUUCAAAUGGAAACAAUGAUAUGGUAUGUAGCUUAUCCAAUGAAACAAAUGAAAAUAUGGAUAUUGGCACUAUGGCCCAAGCAGAGUUUCAGCAUGUUGCUGCUCAAGCCCGUGAUCUUGGCCGUAAAAUGUGGAAUGUGUGUAAUUUCCACAACUUACCUCAAUGGCUCCAGGAUAAUGAUUUCUUACAUACAGGGCACAGACCACCAUUGAAUUCAUUUCAGGCAUGUUUUCAAUCUAUUUUUCGAAUUCAUACUGAAACUGGAAACAUAUGGACACAUUUGUUAGGAUGUAUUGCGUUUUUUGUUAUGACUCUUUACUUUGCAUCUAGACCUGAAGAAGAACUUUCGUUUCAAGACAAAUUAGUUUUCAUUAUAUACUUUAUCGGAGCAAUUACUUGCAUGGGUUUUUCAUUUGUGUUUCAUACUGUUCAUUGCCAUUCAGAAACUGUUGGCAAAUUUUUUAGCAAAUUGGAUUAUUGUGGAAUUGCCAUACUAAUAAUGGGUUCAUUUGUGCCAUGGUUAUACUAUGGAUUUUAUUGCGAGCCAUAUUCAUGGAUAUUGUAUUUAAUAUUGAUUGUUGCACUGGGAAUGGUGGCAAUGGUCGUAGCACUAUGGGACAAAUUCAGUGAUCCUGGCCUUAGGCCACUCAGAGCAGGUGUUUUUACAACAUUUGGAUUGAUUGGUGUUAUACCAGCACUUCAUUAUGGAGCUGUCGAAGGAUUCUUUUCUAACUUUACAUUGAUAAGUCUUGGUUGGCUGUUACUCAUGGGCUUUUUAUAUAUCUCUGGUGCUUUGUUAUAUGCGUUAAGAGUACCAGAAAGAUUUUUUCCUGGAAGAUGUGAUUUAUUGUUUCAAAGUCAUCAGAUAUUCCACGUACUUGUUAUAUUGGCGGCAUUUGUUCAUUACCACGGUAUUACCAAAAUGGCAGAAUACCGGCUGAGCAAAGGUGAAUGUGAAGUACGUCCUGCUGUUGUUUAGUACUAGAUUUUGGUAGGUGAUGGACUUCUUUUAAAUUAUUCAACUGUUAGUUGUCCAAUUUGAAGGAGAACCGAGUUUCCAUUCUGACAGAAAUGAUUAAAAUACAAUUAUGUUAUUUAAUUCAGAUAAAAAUGUAUAACCUAAAAACUAAAAGAAAAUUUUUUUUAAAGAUUACGUUAAAAUUUAGUUU
Molecule: messenger RNA, 1864 nt
Organism: Rhopalosiphum maidis (corn leaf aphid)
Lineage: Eukaryota; Metazoa; Arthropoda; Insecta; Hemiptera; Aphididae
Product: adiponectin receptor protein-like
Exons: 8
Coding region: 523-1674 (383 amino acids)
Biological process (GO): adiponectin-activated signaling pathway
Cellular component (GO): plasma membrane
Molecular function (GO): signaling receptor activity
Source: RefSeq, a predicted model, not a curated record